AUAGAUGCCUUUGUGAUAACAAUGUACCUUCGUGUGAUCAGUGUGUGUUUUGUUCUGUGUUUAAUUUUAAGUAGUGCUUUCGGAUUACUAGCCCAAGUAUUUAUCGAUUACGUCGCUGGAAUCGAUGAUGAAAUACAUCCACCGCCAACCACUUCAGCAGAUGGGGAAAAAAUGCGCCAAAAGCGCGUGAUCUCUUCAUCAGAAUACGAAAAAACCGCUCAAUUUUGGAAGACUGGUGCCCAACUGAAACUAAAGGAGCAACUGCUGAAGCGCACGAAUCGAAAUGUAGCCAAGAACGUUAUAUUCUUCCUGGGUGAUGGAAUGUCCAUUCCAACACUAGCUGCCAGUCGUAUGUACUUAGGCCAGCUGCAAGGACAACCGGGCGAAGAAGCACAGCUAUCCUUCGAGGAAUUUCCUGAUGUUGGGCUAGUCAAGACUUACUGCGUGGAUAAACAGGUCGCGGACUCGGCCUGCUCGGCGACCGCUUAUUUGUGCGGGGUGAAGGCCAACUAUGCGACGAUCGGAGUGACGGCUGCGGUCAACUACAACAAUUGUGCUGGAAGCAACAACCCGAAAAACCACGUCGAGUCGAUUAUGAGCUGGGCUCAGGCAGCCGGAAAAGCUACCGGUAUCGUGACAACCACGAGAGUAACUCAUGCUAGCCCGGCCGCGACUUACGCGCAUGUCGCUAGUCGAGAUUGGGAGUGCGACGCAGACGUGGCCGCGAAACAGGAGGAUCCAACCCGAUGUCAAGAUAUCGCUUCCCAGUUGAUAAGAAACGAUCCAGGAAAGAAUUUCAAAGUCAUACUGGGAGGCGGUCGACGAAAAUUCAUCCCAAAACGUGAAAAGGACCUGUCCGGAAAAUCUGGUCAACGCUUAGAUGGAACAAACCUAAUCUCGGAAUGGUAUUACAGUAAACCGCUUGGCUCGGCAAGAUAUGUGACCAACCGACAAGAACUGAUGGGAGUCAAUUUUAAUGACACUGAAUAUCUAAUGGGUCUCUUCCAACCCGACCAUCUUAAAUAUAAUCUAGACAGCGACUAUACUAAUGAUCCUAGUUUAAGUGAUCUUACGUACGCAGCCAUCAAAACUCUCGAAAAGAAUCCGGCAGGAUUUGUUCUAUUCGUAGAAGGCGGAAAAAUUGAUUUGGCACACCACGAAACGAAAGCACGCAAAUCCUUAGAUGAAACUGUACAAUUAUCGGAAGCCGUUCUACUAGCAACACAACAAACCAGAGCCGAAGACACUUUGAUUGUUGUUACGGCAGAUCAUUCUCACACUAUGUCUAUGGCCGGAUAUUCUAAACGUGGUCAUGACAUUCUGGGAAUUAGCAGUUCCGUCAAGGAUACCAAUAAAAGACUGUAUACGACGCUAGCUUAUGCAAAUGGUCCCAAAGGAUCAUCAGCAAAUAAAGGGGGAAAUCUGCAGGACUUAACAGAGGAAAUGACCGCUGAUAAAGAAUUCCAGUAUCCAAAACUAAUUCCCAUGAAAUAUGAAACACAUGGCGGCGAUGAUGUCGCUCUAUUUGCAUACGGCCCAUGGUCGCAUCUGUUUAGAGGGAUGUAUGAGCAGAAUGUGAUACCACAUCUGAUUGGAUUUGCGGCAUGCAUAGGGGAAGGGCUAACGGCUUGUAAGGGUUAG
Sabethes cyaneus is the source of this 1641-nucleotide messenger RNA. Its product is annotated as membrane-bound alkaline phosphatase-like. The transcript is spliced from 3 exons. Gene Ontology annotation, molecular function: alkaline phosphatase activity. The record is from RefSeq and is a predicted model, not a curated record. Bases 22 to 1641 code for a protein of 539 amino acids. NCBI's taxonomy places the organism in Eukaryota, Metazoa, Arthropoda, Insecta, Diptera, Culicidae. Gene Ontology annotation, biological process: dephosphorylation.